Molecule: messenger RNA, 2017 nt
Organism: Nothobranchius furzeri (turquoise killifish)
Lineage: Eukaryota; Metazoa; Chordata; Actinopteri; Cyprinodontiformes; Nothobranchiidae
Gene: hsf2
Product: heat shock transcription factor 2
Biological process (GO): regulation of DNA-templated transcription
Molecular function (GO): DNA-binding transcription factor activity; sequence-specific DNA binding
Source: RefSeq, a predicted model, not a curated record
CGUGCCCGCUGCAUCUACCGGAAGUUCUAAGUUGUGUGUUUUUGUUGAGACCGCCUCUCUACAGGCAGCAACACAGAGGUUUUACUGCGUACGCUUCUACUGAAGUCUUGUUUUCAGGAUGAAGCAGAACUCGAACGUGCCGGCUUUCUUAUCAAAGCUCUGGACUCUGGUGGAGGACGCGGACACCAACGAGUUUAUUUGCUGGAGCCAGGAGGGGAGCAGCUUCCUGGUUUUGGACGAGCAGCGCUUUGCUAAGGAGAUCCUCCCCAAGUUCUUCAAGCACAACAACAUGGCCAGCUUUGUUAGGCAGCUGAACAUGUAUGGAUUCAGGAAGGUGAUGCACAUCGACACAGGCAUUGUGAAACAGGAGAGGGAUGGUCCUGUGGAGUUUCAGCACCCCUACUUCAAACACGGACAGGAUGACCUGCUGGAGAACAUCAAGAGAAAGGUUUCUAACACACGACCUGAAGACAACAAGUUUAGACAUGGAGACCUGACCAAAAUCCUGGCAAGUGUGCAGAACAUUCACAGCAAACAGGAGAGCAUUGAUGUCAGGCUGGCAUCUCUCAAGAGGGAGAACGAAGCUCUAUGGAGAGAGAUUUCAGACCUGAGACAGAAACAUUCCCAUCAACAGCAGCUCAUUAAAAAGCUGAUACAUUUCAUCAUCACACUGGUACAAAGUAACCGCAUUUUGAAUUUAAAACGUAAAAGGUCAAUUCUUAUGAACAGCAAUGGGCAGAAACCCAAAUACAUUCAUCAGAUUUAUGAGGAUAAAGCACGUGUGGACCAGAUGCCGGUCAGCGAUGCUGGUCCGCGUCUGAACAGUGUGAAGGGUGGGGACAUCGUAGAUGAUGUCAUCAUCUGUGACCUGACUGAGAAUGAUGCUGACGAUGGCGCGGACAUCACAGAGGCAACUCCAGCCUGUGAACACGGUGAUCUAGAAAUUGUGGAAGUAGAACUGGAUGGCUGUGGGGGGCUGCCAGCUGAGACGGAGGCCAACCCCACCUGUACAGGUGACCUCAGACAGGCUGAAGCUAAAGAAUCAGCAGCAGAGAACCAGACGAACGGCGGCGGAGCGACCAGCAACGCUCUGCUGCUCAAUAAGCCCUCUGGUCUGAGCCUAGAAGAUCCGCUAAAGAUGAUGGACUCCAUACUCAACGAGAGCGGAACAAUUUCACAAAACAUCAGCCUUCUGGGAAAGGUGGAGCUCAUGGACUAUCUGGACAGUAUCGACUGCAGUCUGGAGGACUUCCAGGCCAUGCUCUAUGAAAAGCAGUUUGGGGUAGAUUUUGACGCUCUGGAGGAGAACGUGUCGACCAAAGAGAACACUACCCAGACGAACAGAGGCAGAGCACAAGAUCACACGGAUAAACAGUUAAUCCAGUACACCACCUGCCCCCUGCUGGCCUUCCUGGAUGGCUGUUCCCCUUCUGCAGACCUGGAUUUGGGUCCCACUGGAACAGCAAGCAUGGAAGCCUCCCACUCUGGUGUUUCUGUGGAAGCUGAACCGCACACCCGGCUGCUGGAAACCAGCUUGGAGCCAAAGCAGCCCCGCCGGGGCUCCCUGAUUCGCCUGGAGCCUCUAACAGAAGCAGAGGCCAGUGAGGAGACCCUGUUUUACCUGUGUGAACUGAGUCCUGCUGGGGCGGAGCCUGACUCCCCCCACCUGAGUGGCCUGUGAGUGGGUUGUCCUGUGGUAAAGCUGUUUAGCUGUUCAGGUGUGUUGUGUAACGGCACCAGGAUGGUGACGCUAUAGCUGAGAUUAUGAAAUUGUUUUAAACUUUGGUUGAAUCAUCUGUUAGCUUUAUAACCUGUUAUUACUGCAGCCAUGCUGAAGUCGACGCAGAAACACCAGUCAGAUCAAAAGGACUUCAUAGAUUGUUGUUUUUGCUUUAAUUCAACCAGAUAAUUCCUGUUCAGGAGUGGAUGGUGCAUGACUGUUUCAGCACGUCUGAAAACAACUAAAUCUGUCCUGCAUUCCCUCAGCCGUGUGGAAAUAAAACUGACUCUGAUUCAA